Molecule: messenger RNA, 3822 nt
Organism: Babjeviella inositovora NRRL Y-12698
Lineage: Eukaryota; Fungi; Ascomycota; Pichiomycetes; Serinales
Gene: SRB9
Product: Srb9p
Exons: 1
Coding region: 1-3822 (1273 amino acids)
Biological process (GO): regulation of transcription by RNA polymerase II
Cellular component (GO): mediator complex
Molecular function (GO): transcription coregulator activity
Source: RefSeq, a predicted model, not a curated record
AUGUCUACCAACUAUGCAAAACUCGCCCGCCUUGCGCAAGUCAACUACUCCAUCUAUACCUCAGCUAAGGCUGACGACCAGUCCGUGCUUGAGGCCGAGCUCCUCCUCCGCUCGCACACCCCAAAUGUCCUCGCCACCUACUAUGCCAAAGAGCUCUGGGUCUACUCCCUCAACGACACACCCCUUCCUGCCAUUCCUGCCUCGUACCACCUCAAAUUCCAGAGCAGCGGCACCAUUCCUCCGCUGAAGUUCUUCCAGAAGCUGGCGCCACCCGCAGAACUGCCCAACUUCCAGUUCAUCCACCUCACCUUCAUCAAGUCCGUCAAGAAGCUUGUACUCACACGUUUGACCUUGGAAAAGGCCGUCGCUCCCUUCGGAAACCACUGCGUGUCGCUUCUUCCGGCCGACCGCCGCUGCGUCGUGCUCAUCGACCCGAUCCUCACCCCACAAGGCGACCUCUACCUCAACAUCUGUAGCAAGGAGCACCACCUAAGGACCUUCAAGGAACUCCCAUCAGAUAGCUCGGAUCCCGAAGACGUCUCUGAACGGGCCUAUGCAAUCUAUCUCAUACCCUCGGGGAUCCGUGCGCACUUCGCAGACGAAACGCUCCAAGAAUCACGUGCGGCGCCGCCUGCGAACUACGCGCAACUCGUGCAGACACUCCGCCUCGCGCUGGCACUCCCGCUCCCACUGGACCCGGCGCAGCUCACGUGGGUGCGCCUCGUGCCGAACCUCAACCACCUCAACAACCUCACACCCGCCAUCUGUCAGUUCCUUCAGAAUGGCUUUGCCAAUACGAAGCUGGUUAUCUGGCCGCUCGAGCUCUGCUACGUCCAGGGCGCGGUAGCCACUGCCGCGAUGGAGAUGGCCGAGUUUUCCGACCCGCUCCGCUGGGUCGAUGACUUUAGCAACUGGCAGCAACACACGAACACCAUCCGCUUGGAGCACUUGAAGUUCCAAUCGGCGGUCAACACGCCGAUGUCCACAAUGGCUACACCCAUGGAUGCAGCUGCGCUCGCGAUGACGCUGGUGCCCGCACCGUCGACGGAGGAGGACUGGGGGAAUCUCAGCGAAGAGUUGUUUGGAGACGACGGAAUGGACGAGAAGGUGACCGAGGGAGACUUUAACUUUUUUGAUGAAUACCCGAGUGGCGAAGCUGCGAGGGAUGACACCGCGAGCGAACCACGCCCAGAGGAUGUUAACGAUGCACGCACGGAUGCCGUGACUGAUACAGAGCCGGAUGCUGCGAACGACACGCACGAAGAUGUCGUCAAUAAUGCACGCGUAGACGCGAACGGAGAGGCGUGUGCUGAUGCCGUCUCCGCCGCGACAAAUACAGCUAGGUCUGUGCUUUCGCCUGUACCGCUUUCGCCUGCACCGCCAUCUCCCGCGCUCCUAGACAUCCCCAUGGACAAAAUGAUCCAACCACCUAAAACCCCCGGUUGCUACCGCGACCCAGGCGCGCCCCUUCCUAUUGAGUCGCCCAACCCGCCCAUGCGUCGCCAGUCGGCGUUCUCACCGCUUACGUUCAACCCUAUUAUCAAGAGCGGCGUGGACGCCAAGUACGUUAAUGGCGGGCGUUUCUACGUGCCCGAAAAAAUGGGACUGGUCACGGCAAUCAGCUCAGACGAGACUGGUUCCGACAGCGAUGCAGACUCGCAUUCAGACGGCCCGGAGACGCAUGCACACACAUCCACCCCGAGCAAGCGCGCACGAGAGCCCGAGCCUAACAACAACGACGACUUGGUGCGUGGCUCACCAUCUGCGUUUGCCGAGCCCUUCGACUUGAAACCUACCCUGGGCGUGUCGUCUACUGCCGCACUGCCGAAUAUAGACGAAAAGCCCGUGAAGCGCGCGCGUGGUGAGGGGUCCUUGGCGUCCACCAACUGGCUCCCUCUUCUCCUUCGCUCGAUCAAUGUGUUCCUGAUUCCCGACGUGUUUUACACCGAAAACCCAACCAUCCGCUUUAACGAGUUGAAUGACUUGUUGCCGGUGCUCGCAGACGGGUUGGUUUGGGACGAUGGAUUUUUGGGUGAGGCAGAGUCGUGCGAGUUUGGCGCGGUAUCCGUGGGGUUCCGUGAGGUGUUUGCACGGUGUUUUGCUUCGCGCGGUGUGGAGUUGAAUGAGUUGGUGGGGGGCGGGGACGGCGAGCUGUGGGACUUCCUCGGCACGAGCCUAGACGAGGUGAAGCCGAGCCUUGGAGAAGUUCCGGGCGAGACCAAUGGUUUUCCGGGCAAGGCCAAUGGCGACCAGGUGACUUCCCCCAGCCCUUCGCCUGUCCCGGGUUUCUCGCCUAGCCCAGAGCUUACCAUUUUCCCAGGCACGGUUACUGGUGCGUCCUCGCCUUCGCUCAUCGAAUACCCCCAACCCUCCUUUAAACUUAAAAAGCUCAACCAGGCUGUCAAAAUUAAACCCACUGGUGUCCAGCUCUGGAAGUACCUUGGCCUCAACCCCCUCUCCGGCCCCAAGAACCUCCGUAUCCUCCUUGUCUCCCUCACAGCGACCGCCGCCGAAAGCCGCUACUUUCUCUCCUCCGUCAUACAGCACUACGGCCACUGUAAGCUCGGAGCUAUUUCGCUCGUGGGCGACGGAAUUCUCAGCAUCCCCGCGCCUUCCGGUGAAACCGAGUACUACGAGCUCGUCGGUGCGCGCCUCACCGAGCUUGCACGCACGCUCCAGGAGGAGUACGUGGCGCUUCCCGCUGAUGCCCCGGAACGCGAACAGCCAAUCGUGCUUUUGUUUGCGGACUUUUUCGGCGGUGCGCGCGCGGUCGUGGAGACCGCGCGCCUCACCAAGGUGUUUGAAUUCAACGUGACGCUCUUCCACAAGAAGAAAGACCGGCUUCCAAUCCGUGUCGUGCAGCACGUGGUCCCGGGUGACUUUUUCGCCCAGCCCGAGACAAUUUCGGUAAUCUCAGCCGCGCGUCUCGAACGUUUCGUGCUCACAAUGUACAACAAGAUUCCCGGCGCGCCGUUUGCGACGCUUCUGAAAACACUUCCGAAGAGCAUCGCCUUCCGUGUGGGAUCGCAUCCGAAGGCCUCGCUUAUGUCUGAGGAUGUCUACAUUCAUUUGGCGUACGAGCGGUCGAUUGACAAGAACUGGUGCGUGGCCGUGUGGCUGGACCAGUGGGGUAGUUCGCGGCUGACCAAGGCGUGGUACUGCUCGCCCAGUCUCGGUAAGCUCGGCAACCCGUCGACGGGGCUGAUUAAGAGCUUUGAGGACGUGUCAAACGACAUCUGGCAGGAGACGUUGCGCUUGACGCGUGGGCAUGGGGGUAACAAGUUCUUGGUGCUCACGCGGUUGAGCAAUAUUAUUCCCGAUGAUGAGUUGGUUCAGUGGCGGCGGUUGUCGUCUAAUAACAAGAAUAAAGACCUUUCGUUGAUUGUGAUGGCGGUAAACCCAAGCCUGAAGACAUUGGUGCGCGCGCAGCGACCGGAUGCGUGUGUGCUCGGCAUGCCACAUACGGCGUACGAAGACACGGACGCGACGUUGGUCGACCUUGCGGACGCGGUCAGCGGUGCUGUUUUACGCCACCCGUUGGCGUUGUCGAAUCAGCAAACGCGCAUGGCUCUCCAGACCGGCCUUCUCAUGAAACCAGCGUCGGACUCCGAUGAUAUGCUUGUGUUUGAGCUCAAUUUGUUGAGCUGCUCGGGAAGUUGCAGUUCUACCGAAUUGCUCCGCGCGAUGAUGGCUCAGUACCGCAACUUGGCCGCGUUGAGCGCGGUGUGGGGUGUCGCACGCGAGCCGUCGCUUGUCCCGUGGCACGUUUUAGCCGUGCAGAAGUGUCUCCGCUUCUUGGUGCAUCUUCGUGUGGAGCAAUAA